UGACCUAACUACCUGAACAAUAUUCAAAACUGCCAGUCCAAGUCAACCCUCUAUUCUUCGCUCACAAUGUAUUAAUUCUACUUCUCCCAAUUAUAUAUUGUGGCCUCUCUCAGCCUCUCUGCAUUGCUAUUGAGUUUUGGAAGAGGAUAAGAAUGAGGAAGCCUUGCUGUGAUAAAGAAGACACCAAAAGGGGAGCUUGGACGGAGCUAGAAGACCAGAAGCUCUCCAAUUACGUUCGGACUCACGGUGAAGGUUGUUGGCGCACCCUCCCUAAGGCUGCAGGUUUGUAUCGCUGUGGUAACAGUUGCAGGCUGAGAUGGAUAAACUAUCUAAAGCCAGACAUCAAACGGGGCAACUUUGCUCAAGAUGAAGAGGACCUCAUCAUCAGGCUCCAUGCUCUCCUCGGCAACCGGUGGUCUCUGAUAGCCGGAAGGUUACCGGGGCGAACAGACAACGAGGUAAAGAACUACUGGAAAACUCAUAUAAGGAAAAAGCUAAUGAGUAUGGGUAUUGACCCAAAUAAUCAUCGGUUGAGCCACCAUCUUCCUCCACCUCCAAACCAGUACUACUGCGCUUAUUCUGCAGCUUCGAAAAAUUACACAUCUAAGCCAUUGAAAACCUCUGCCGCCGAUAAUGAUCAGAUGUCAGAUGCUGCAAGUUACCUUGAAGAUGAUUCAACAUGUUCACAUGACUUGAACCUUGACCUCACUAUUGCAGUUCCUUCUUCGUCGACUUCUCUUGUGGGAGGAAAAAGAAAAGCAAUAGAACGAGCUCUUAGUUGAAAUUGAGAGUGAUUUUCAAGUGUAUAUAUGGCAAAAUCACAGAGAGUAGAAGGUUGGCUUUUGCUGAAAGAUAACAUAAUUAAUCAAAUUUUGGUGUAUUAAUUAAUUAGAAUGACACUGCCAGAGACUUCAUACCAAACUCCUGAGGGAUUGAGGCUGUUUAUGUAAUCAUUUUGAAUUUAGCCCUGUUUGUUUUGAUGUAUUUUUAUUUUUAAGAUAAAAUAUUCUUUUUAUUAUUAUUA
Messenger RNA from Cornus florida, 1024 nucleotides. RefSeq names its product MYB-like transcription factor 4. The coding region runs from base 153 to 782 and encodes 209 amino acids. The record is from RefSeq and is a predicted model, not a curated record. NCBI's taxonomy places the organism in Eukaryota, Viridiplantae, Streptophyta, Magnoliopsida, Cornales, Cornaceae. The transcript is spliced from 3 exons.